UUGUGGAGCUGAACGAGCUGAUGAUUGACAGGAACCAUGAGCUGCAGUGGAGGGAGACGGCUCGCUGGAUCAAGUUUGAGGAGGAGGUGGAGGAGGAGACGGAGCGGUGGGGUCGACCUCACGUCGCCUCUCUCUCCUUCCGUUCGCUGCUGGAGCUUCGAAAAACCAUCUCCCAUGGGGCGGUGCUUCUGGACCUGAAGCAGAGGACGCUGCCGGACAUCGCCCAGCAGGUGGCAGAGCAGAUGGUGAUCUCAGAUCAGAUCAAAGCUGAGGAUCGAACCAACGUCCUGAGAGCUCUGCUGCUCCGACACAGUCAUCCCAGUGAUGAGAAAGAUCACAGCUUGUUCAGCAGAAACAUCUCUGCUGCCAACAUGGCCGGCCUGAUUGACAAACACAAUGGCCAAUCAGAGCUCUCCCCAGACCUGACCAAUCACAAAGAGGCUGACCCAGAGAAGACCAAGAGAGAAGCCCCACCCCCCUGUCACUCCAGAUCCAAACAUGAAGCAAAGCUGAUGGAGAAGAUCCCAGAGAGAGCUGAGGCCACUGUGGUCCUCGUAGGCAGUGUGAGUUUUCUGGACCAGCCCUCCAUGGCGUUUGUGCGGCUGCAGGAGGCGGUCCUGCUGGAGUCUGUUCUGGAAGUCCCUGUCCCUGUGAGGUUCCUUUUCCUGCUGCUGGGCCCACCUGUCACUAACAUCGACUAUCACCAGAUCGGACGCUCAAUCUCCACACUCAUGUCAGACAAGCACUUCCACGAGGCAGCGUACCAGGCAGAUGACCGCCAGGAUCUUCUGACAGCCAUCAACCGUUUCCUGGACUGCAGCGUCGUCCUGCCUCCCUCAGAGGUUGAUGGGGAUGAGCUCCUGCACUCUGUCGCUCGCUUCCAAAGAGAAAUGCUCCAAAAGAGGGAAGAGGAGCAGGGCAGCAAACUGCAGGAUAAACAGUCGAGUAUUCAGCAGCAUGAAGAUUCCCUGGUUCCCUCCAAACCCAGCAAUGAGCCCCUGAGGCGUUCAGGUCGUCUGUUUGGAGGUCUGGUCAAAGACGUGGUGCGACGUUACCCUCAGUACCUCAGUGACAUCAGAGAUGCUCUGAACCCUCAGUGCAUGGCCGCCAUCAUCUUCAUCUACUUUGCUGCCCUGUCACCUGCAAUCACCUUUGGUGGACUGUUAGGUGAGAAAACAGAGGGUCUGAUUGGUGUGUCGGAGCUGAUUGUUGCCACGGCCAUGCAGGGCAUAGUGUUCAGCGUGUUGGGUGCUCAGCCUCUGCUGGUGAUCGGCUUCUCUGGGCCGCUGCUUGUGUUUGAAGAGGCCUUCUACACUUUUUGUAAAGACAAUGGGAUCGAGUAUUUGACCGGCCGGGUGUGGAUCGGGUUCUGGCUGGUGCUACUUGUUCUCCUCACUGUUGCCUUUGAGGGAAGCAUCCUUGUGCGCUUCGUCUCCCGCUUCACUCAGGAGAUUUUCUCCUUUCUCAUUUCCCUCAUUUUCAUCUAUGAGACCUUCGCCAAACUGGUCAAGAUCUUUCAGGAGCAUCCUCUCCAAAACUGUUACCAUGGUAACAAUACAGUAUCUCCAUUCCUCUGCAACUAUACAACUGUUGCUGGGAAUCCUGGGAAGGUUGUUGGAGAACCCAACACUGCCUUGCUGUCAUUACUGCUUAUGGCGGGAACGUAUCUCAUCGCUUUCUACCUCCGCAAGUUCAAGAACAGCUCUUUCUUCCCCGGCAGGCUCCGCAGGAUCAUCGGAGACUUUGGGGUCCCCAUUGCUAUCCUCAUCAUGGUGUUGGUGGACUACAGUGUGGAGGACACCUACACCCAGAAACUCAAUGUGCCCAGUGGAUUCUCUGUCUCCAGUCCAGAGAAGCGUGGUUGGAUGAUUUCUCCUUUGGGGUCGGACGGGCAAUUUCCCAUUUGGAUGAUGGGUGCAAGCAUUCUGCCGGCCAUUCUCGUCUUCAUCCUCAUCUUCAUGGAGUCCCAGAUCACAGCACUGAUUGUCAGUAAGAAGGAGAGGAUGCUGGUGAAGGGAACUGGCUUUCACCUGGACCUCCUCAUCAUUGUGGUGGUGGGUGGAAUCUCAGCUCUGUUUGGUUUGCCUUGGCUGUCAGCUGCUACGGUUCGGUCCGUCACCCACACCAAUGCCCUCACUGUCAUGAGCAAAGCUGUUGCCCCUGGGGACAAGCCCCGCAUCCAGGAAGUGAAGGAGCAGAGGGUGACUGGCUUCCUGGUGGCUGUGCUAGUGGGUCUGUCCAUUGUGAUCGGAGAAGUUCUGCGUCAAAUCCCUCUGGCUGUGCUUUUUGGGAUCUUCCUCUACAUGGGUGUGAUGUCUCUGAACGGGAUCCAGCUCACCGAGAGGCUCAUCCUGCUGCUGAUGCCCUCAAAGUACCACCCUGAUCAAAGCUACGUCCGCAAGGUACGGACGUUAAGAAUGCACAUGUUCACUCUCGUCCAGCUGACCUGUCUGUCUCUCCUGUGGGUUGUCAUGGCGACAGCAGCUGCAUUAGCCUUCCCCUUUGUGUUGCUGCUGACGAUCCCUGUGAGGAUGCUGCUGCUGCCUCAUCUCUUCACCCGCAGAGAGCUGCAGAGUCUGGAUGCUGAUGACGUAGAGUCUCACCUGGAGGAGAAGGAGGGGCAGGACGAGUACUCACAGCUGCAGAUGCCCGUGUGACCCGCCCAGCAGUGUGGUGAUUGGUCGAUCUGACCAGAUGGACUGAACCUGCUCCCGUCUUCGCUAGCAUCUAACAUGUAUCCUGUAGGAAGGGGGGGGGGGGGUACUGAAACCCUGUUUUUUAUUUUCUUUGUUUCUGUUUGACUCUGAACUGAGCUUCUGAACUCUGGGUUCAGGUCUGAUUUACUUCUGGUUCAGGUCUAGUUCUGUC
Paralichthys olivaceus (Japanese flounder) is the source of this 2868-nucleotide messenger RNA. Lineage: Eukaryota; Metazoa; Chordata; Actinopteri; Pleuronectiformes; Paralichthyidae. The record is from RefSeq and is a predicted model, not a curated record.